Solanum pennellii is the source of this 4122-nucleotide messenger RNA. RefSeq lists its product as uncharacterized. The transcript has 3 exons. The coding region runs from base 134 to 1462 and encodes 442 amino acids. The record is from RefSeq and is a predicted model, not a curated record. Lineage: Eukaryota; Viridiplantae; Streptophyta; Magnoliopsida; Solanales; Solanaceae.
AUAAUAUUUGCUUGGGCAAGAACUGUUUAUUAGUUUGCAACGAAACGACGUCACUUUAGUCGACUAUAUAUAUAUUUUACGACUUGGAAAUUGCAGCAUUGCUACAGCGGCAUAGCAACAAACGGGAAAAAAAAUGGAAGUAGUAGAAUUGUACGAGCUUCACUAUUCCGAUUUGCUGCAACUCUCUUCAGAGAAAUCUUUAUCAGAUGAAUUUAUUGAAGAAACUCAGCGGCUGAAAUCAGUCACCAGAAGUGUAAUGAAAAACUUAGGGCCAGAGGGACCAGGACUCCUCGCCAUCACCGGCGUUCCAGAAGCUUCCAAUCUGCGGCGAGCUCUUCUUCCUUUAGCUCGAAAACUCGCUCUUCUCAAUAAUGAGGAUCGCAAGCGCCUUCUUAAGGAACAAAAUCUGGGAAGUGAUGUAUCAUUGAAGAACCCGAAUAGAGAUGUCUCCUCUUUUUCCAUGCAAUUGAAAUAUGAGCAAUGCUAUGAAAGAAGUGGUUGUCAGGUUGAUGAUCUAGAUGUUGAUAAUCGGGAUAAAGGAGAGGUUGAUCAGGAUAAGUUUAAGAAUUUAGGUUGCACCUUUAAGGAGCUAGGAUAUUGCAUGAUGGACUUAGGGCUUCGCCUUGCACAAAUAUGUGAUAAGGCCAUUGGGGGCCAAGAGCUGCAACAGAGCUUAUUAGAGUCUGGCACAGCUAAAGGGCGUCUGAUCCAUUAUCAUUCCGCUGUUGACAAUGAUAUUGUUAGAGAAGAUGCUAAAAGAAAUGGACAGUCUAAAGGAAGAAAUGGGAAAGCCAAUAAAAAUGAGCAAUUAGGUCUGAAGCAGCAAGGAAUUGAGUCAUUGAAAGACCAGUCAAAUGACUAUGGUCUGUGGCAGCAGUGGCAUUAUGAUUAUGGUAUUUUCACUCUUUUAACAGUUCCCAUGUUUCUAUUGUCCUCUCACCAAGAAGCACCAGCAGCUAUAAAUAAUGAUUCACCUGUUUCUUCUAAGCAUGAAUUCCCUUCGCCCAGUGGGCACACAUAUCUUCAUAUAUUUGAUCCCAAAAAGAAUCAGGUCUUCAUUGUAAAGGCACCUUCAGAGAGUCUCAUUCUGCAGGUUGGAGAAGCAGCUGAUAUAUUAUCUAAGGGGAAGCUACGAGCAACACUUCAUUGUGUUUUUAGACCACCAAAGGUUGAAAACUUGAGCAGGGAAACAUUUGUUGUUUUCUUGCAGCCAGCAUGGAGCAAACAGUUCUCUCUUUUGGAUUACCCGCUUGAACUUUUAGCUUUAAGUGGUCAGCAGUGCGGGGUAUGUAGCAAGGGAACUGAACAGUCUAGGCAGGUCCCUGAGGAAUUAAGUCAUGAGAUUCAAAAGAUUGUUCCACCACUUUUGUCGAGGCUGAAAGAUGGGAUGACGUUUGCAGAAUUUUCUCGUGAAACUACAAAACAAUACUAUGGUGGUAAAGGUUUACAGUCCAACAAAUAGGUUUUCUGUGUAUAUCUUUAUAUGGCCAGAGGUGCCAUCCAGCUUGAUAAUGUCAAACUGGUGGUUGCAAAGUGUCACUGUCAACUUCCUUUUCUCAGGUAAAGAGGGGGCGGCGUGCCUCUUGUACUGUUAGGAAAUGAUUUCACUUUCUAUGGGAACUUUGUCUUUGGAACUUCGGCAAUAGCCCGGUUUUGUGUCAAUGGUUCAAUGCACCUAAGGAAGAGAGAACAAGUCACUGCAACUUGCAAUGACUGCUGAAAGCUAAGAACAUAUUCUUGUGACCUCUACUUGGGAUACCUUUGCCACUCUAAACUUUGGAUCUCCAAGAUCUACCUUAAAUUUACGUCCUAGUCAUAGGUUUUUCUUUGUGUGUUACUUGCAGAUAGCCAGAAGGUAGGCAUGAAUGGGGUUUACAAGCUUGGGCCUCAUCCGCAUAACUACAGGUACAUCUGACUAAUUCGAAAUGCUCUCCUGGUUUUGGACUUGCAUUAGGACUGGCUCAAUGCCCUGUUAUUCUUCAUCAUGUCUAAAAUAAUGGUGGCAUGUUCAAUUAAAGAAGAAAAUCAAAUAAGUUAGUCAUUUAAAUGUUACCGUUUACGAAAGAAAUAUUGGAAUAUCCGUAAGUACAAUGUGUGAAUUUCUUAAAGAUGUGCUAAUAUGAAAAUGAGAUACUAGAAAUGGCAAACCAGUCAACCGAAACCUUCUCAGAAGAAGAAUGUGGAUUAUCAGACCACAAUCCUCUUCUGUUGCAAGGCGCGUUGCAUCUUUAAAUUCCUUGACUCCUCACCUAAAUGAACUGUUCUACCUUUGCAGCGUUGGACGUUGGUUAUACAUUGUUUCAGUUGAUCCGUUUUGAUGAACUUUUCGCUUUCCUUUGGUUACACUUACAUCCUCAUACGCAUGUAUAUAUAUACAUGUGCUAAUUUACAUGCAUACAGUUUUCCACGCAAGUGCAUAGAUAGUCGAUUUUGGGACCUCUGUUUAAAGCAUAAAUGAGGUUAAUAUACUGUUGUAAGUUUAGUCAUUUCGGAAAUAAACUUUUGAAACAUGCGACUAUAGUUGUAAAAAAAAUUAUGUGUCUGAAGCUGGGUUUCGUAGGACAAACAUCAAGUAUGUAUAUCUUAAGUAUGAAUUAUCAGUUUCAUAUAUAUGUUGGAAACUGAGAAUAGUAACUUGUUUUCUUAUUCCAAAUAAAGUGCUCUCUUUUCUCCUUUGAGAAAAGUAUAUAGCCUAACAUGACUUCAUCUUGAACUCCAACUUAAAGUCCAAAUAAAGUGAAAACAUUUAAAUUUACGACCAAAAGCCUACUAAACUCACUUUUCAUUUUGAAAUUGCAACACCACAAUCUUUUCGAACUUUCUCCAACAACAUUACUUGAUCUAAUCGAAUUUUAAGAUUCACUUCUGUAAACAUUAUAGACGAUGUACAAUAGAUUUUAAACACACUAUUGUACAACAACUAAGAAGCACUUUAUCUGAAGGCCUAGAGUGGCUGCCAGUAGUGGCCGUCUGGUUGAGUCAGUAUUUGCUUAGAGCAUUCAAAAUUUUAUGACAAAAACACACGAAGAAAUUAAAGAGAUGCAAUAUACUUGAUAUAUAUAUAUGUAAAUAUAAAAGGAGGUUCGGCUUUCGACCCCUAGCUUGGCAUAUUUUGGAAAAAAAAUGGUAAUAGGUUAAAUAAGGUGUGCCAUGAAAUUUUACUGUUUUAUGUUAGCAAGUUGUAUGAGUAUUAGAAAUGUUUUGCCCUUCGAGUGUUGUCAAUCUUUUUCAUGUUUUUGGAUAGAAAAGAGUAGUUUAUAAUGAUUACUUGUUGAAUGCUUUUUGUGAGCACAUGCUGCCCAUUUUAAUAACACAAGGACUAAGAUGAGGUAAUUAUUCCACUAGUUGAAUGAUGGGAUAUAUUUGCCUUGUAGUUUGUACCUAUUGGAGAGCAUACUUGUACUAUUUCGAUCAAUUUAUUCUAUAGGCCUCGUCUUUUUUGACUUCUAGAUUGUCUUUAUUUCAGAGUGGAAUAACAACUCUUUAUCACUCUCAUAAUUGAAUCAAGGUAAAAACUUAAUGUUUAUAUCUAAUCAAUGAACGUAAAAUGGUGAGAAUAAAUAUUUAUCUUAAAUCACAUAUUCAAUAUAGAAUCUUGAAGGUGAUUGAGGGUGUAUUUCAUAUUUUCUUUCUUUGAAUUAUUCGAUCUGAUUUAUUAUUCAUAUCUCCAUUUAAGUUAAGACGAAUCGAGUCAUAAUCCAACCCGCUCCAAAUGUUUACUAAUCGAUUUCAACCCUAUACGACAGAUGGAUUCAGAAACAAAUAAUUAGAUGUAUUGAUUGAAUGGUUGAAACAAUGUACUUGUCUGCAGGAAAAUGAUGACAUUUUUGAGAUGAAACUUGACAAUUUUUGGUUGGUACAUUGUACAUACAGGCAAAUGAGUAAGCAAAUGAAUUGAACAAGAAGCUCUGUGAGGUGAAAAUUUCAUGUACACUAGAGCUAUCUUUGCCCACGGGUGUCAAGUGACACCGCUUUGACGGAAAAUUAUAUUUUAUAUAGAGGUCAAAUUUCGGUUUAAUAAAUAUAUAUACUAUUAUUGACACAAGUUGAUUGUUUAAUUUUCUAGUUAAAGGGUUGUGAGAAUUUGUUGAGCUUGCGUGUUUAAGUCCGAUAAUUUUAUAA